AUGUUGCACGGCGACGCCGCCUCCUCUCCUGUCAGCGGCGUGCCAACGACCCAUCAGGACAAGCGGGACGUGGCGUACCUGAUGUACCUGGUCUCAGUUUGGGAGCUCAUCUUCUUGUACUUCGAGAUACCAUUCGCGGCCCGAUCGACCCGCGAGGAAGGGCCCGAGGACCGGCGGCGCCAAACGGAAGGAUUCGGCGGCUCUCGUGAGAUGCGUCACGCGCCCCCCUCCGAGGCCAACGUGGGCGCGUCCUCCGCUUUCGCCCACAAAAAGCCCGCAGCCUGCCGGGCGGGCGGCCAUUGGCGACCACUGGGCGGCUCGCGGGUGUCGAUUUCUUCAGCGUACGCCGACGCGGCGGCGGCGGCGGCGGCCAACGCGAGCCGACCCGUCGAGUACCGAGACUCGCUGGGCAAAGCGGCCUUCAAGAAUGUGCUGGUUCUCGCCAUCGGACUGUCCAUCAACUACGUCAACGCGUGCCUCAUCUACACCUUCUGUCGCCAUCAGAUCUUCUACUCCAGCCCCCGCUACAUCCUGUUCUUCCACCUGGUCCUGAACGACAUGAUCCAGAUGAGCGCCAGCGUCAUCCUCUUCGUCGUCAGUUACACCCUGUACAAGAUCAGCGUGUCCGCGUGCGCCGCCUUCAUCCUGAUGGCCGUCAUCACCUCGGAGAACACGCCCCUCAACCUGGCCUGCAUGGCGGCCGAGUGCUACGUGGCCGUCUGCCUGCCGCUCCGCCGCGCCCGCAUCUGCACGGUCGGGAAGACUCUGGUCCUCAUCGCCUCGAUCUGGACCGUCAGCGUCAUCUCCACCUUCCCGGACCUCUUGGUGACUUUGGCCACCGAGCCUCCGGGGUUCUUCUCCUCCGACGUCUUCUGCCUCCGAGAGACCGCCUUUCCCAGUCCGACGCUGGCGCAGAAGCGGGACGUCACCUACAUCGCGUACCUGGUCCUGGUCUGGUCGGUCAUCUUCUGCCUGUACUUCAAGAUCCUGUUCACGGCCCGGUCGGCCAGCAAGGACGCCAAGAAGGCCCGGCGGACCAUCGUCCUGCACGGCGUUCAGGUUCUGCUGUGCAUGACCAUGUACGCCGAAGCUCUGGUCAAGCUGGCGCUGCUCCGAUGGUUCCCCGAGAACUACUCCGACUCGCUGUUCGCCUGCUACGUGGUCGUGCAGAUCCUGCCCCGCGCCAUCAGCCCCAUCAUCUACGGCGUGAGGGACAAGUGCUUCAGGAAGUACCUCAAACUCUACCUCAGUUGCAAGGGAGGCCUUCAGUGA
This is a messenger RNA of Syngnathoides biaculeatus (alligator pipefish), 1272 nucleotides long. Its product is annotated as odorant receptor 131-2-like. Gene Ontology annotation, molecular function: G protein-coupled receptor activity. Lineage: Eukaryota; Metazoa; Chordata; Actinopteri; Syngnathiformes; Syngnathidae. The coding region runs from base 1 to 1272 and encodes 423 amino acids. Gene Ontology annotation, biological process: G protein-coupled receptor signaling pathway. The record is from RefSeq and is a predicted model, not a curated record. Gene Ontology annotation, cellular component: membrane. The transcript is spliced from 5 exons.